Molecule: messenger RNA, 4313 nt
Organism: Chironomus riparius
Lineage: Eukaryota; Metazoa; Arthropoda; Insecta; Diptera; Chironomidae
Source: the annotation of a GenBank genome assembly
GAAAAAGUUUCGCAAAAAGGGUUCAUCCGUGGAAUUGUCCAUAAAAUAUUCAAUUGAGACGAUUAACAAGUCGCGCAGUAAUUUAUUUAAAUUUAAAGGAUUAGUAAAUCUAUAUCUACUAAAUCUGGAUAUACUAAAAGGAUCAUAGGCCGGAAUUUUGGAUUUCAGUAUCUCUCGGUACUGUAACGACUUUGGUACGAAUAAAGGACACUUCUACUAAACAAUUUGAUAUCUACGAGGAUUUAAAACCCAUUAUAUUCAAAUUUAUACGUUAUCUUGGUAUAUUUUUCAUUUAAAUCAUUGACAUUUGCAUUUUUGGAGAGGAAACAAAAGUAAAGAAAGUAAAUUAUAUUUUGACACACAAUUAUUUUUUCUGCGAAAAAAAAGUAAUAAAACAAGAAAGUAAUGAUGGAAGAUCAGGUUAUGGAACAACCGACAACAUCCAACAGUGCUCAGGCAUUUAGCUAUGAUGAUUUAUUUCCCGCACUUCCUGAGAGCGCAACACCUAAAUUCCCAGCUGCCGUUGCGUCCAAUAACAUCAAGCGCAUUGGAAGUACUGUCGUGACUCAGGUUUUCUAUGUCCCGUCAUCAGAACGAAAGUACGAGAAUGACAAGUUUGGUGAGGGAGAAUCGCUCAGAACAUGUCAACAAAUCAUGAAAGAAACUGGCGCUCAUAUUGAGAUUACAAGCAGCAAGGACCAAUCAUUGACAUUCUUGGUAACUGGAAAGGCUAAUGAAGUUUUGGAAGCUCGCCGUAAGAUUUUCAUUCACUUCCAAACGCAAGCUAGUAAGCAAAUUUCAAUCCCACGUGAACAUCAUCGUUGGAUUUUGGGAAAGAAGGGAGAUAGAUUACGUGACUUGGAGAAGACUACAGCUACGAAAAUUAAUGUUCCAAGUAUAAGCGAAGAGAGUGAUCUUAUCACAAUUCAAGGUACUAAGGAAGGCAUUGAAAAAGCUGAACAUGAAAUUCGUACAACGAGUGAUGAACAAUCUCGCAAGGCAUUUGAACGUAUUACUGUCCCAAAGAUUUAUCAUCCAUUCAUUCUCGGACCAAAUAAUGAGAAUCUUGCUAAAAUGGUUGAAGAAACUGGUGCACGCAUUAAUAUUCCGCCACAAUCGGUCAUGAAAGAUGAUAUUGUUAUUACUGGUGAAACAGAAGGUGUACAAUUAGCUAAGACACGUAUUGAAGCCAUUCAUAAGGAAAUGGAAAAGAAAUGUACUAGUGUUGGCGUUGAAGUUCCACGUGCUCAGCACAAAUAUGUCGUUGGACCACGUGGUACAACAAUUCAAGAAAUUUUACGUAUUACUGGCGUUAGUGUUGAAAUGCCAUCAACAGAUGCAGCUACUGAUACAAUCAUUCUCCGUGGUCCUCAUGAGAAAUUAGGCAAUGCUCUCGCUACAGUUUAUGAAAAGGCAAAUUCUGUUCAAUCACGCAUUUUGGAUUGUCCAUUAUGGCUUCAUAAAUAUAUUAUUGGACGCAAAGGUGCUAGCAUCAAGGAAUUAACAUCCUCUUUCCCGAAUGUUCAUGUUGAAUUUAAAGACGACACAAUUAAGGUUGAAGGUCCACCAUCUGAAGUUCCAGAUGCUGUUGAACAAUUGGAAAAAACUGUAAAGAAUUACAUCGAACGAUUAACAUUCAUUGAAAUGGAAGUUAAUCCAAAUCAUUAUAAGCAUAUUAUUGGCAAGGCUGGUUCCAAUAUUAAUCGUAUUAAGGAUGAAAUGGAUGUUGUUAUUAACAUCGAAGAAAAGGAUAAAGUCAGUACAAUACGUAUUGAAGGCUCACCGGACGGAGUCCAAAAAGCACAACGAGAACUUCUUGAAAUGAUUGAGAAAUUGGAAAAUGAGCGAGAACGUGAUGCUAUCAUUGAUCAUCGUUUGUUCAGAACUAUUAUUGGUGCAAAGGGAGCUCGUAUUCGUGAGAUACGCGAAAAAUUCAACCAAGUUGUAAUCACCUUCCCAAACCCAAGUGAAAAAUCUGAUGUUGUUAAAAUUCGUGGACCAAAAGAUGACGUUGAUAAGUGCUACAAGCAUUUAAUGAAAGUCGUUAAGGAAUUGCAAGAAUCCAACUUUGUCAUGGAAGUGCCAAUUUUCAAGCGUUUCCAUAAAUUCAUUAUCGGAAAAGGUGGUGCUAACAUCAAGAAAAUUCGCGAUGAAACACAGACAGAAAUCGAUUUGCCAGCUGAAGGUGAUGAGAAUAAUGAUGUCAUCGUUAUUACAGGGAAAAAGGAGAAUGUAACAGAAGCUAGCGAACGUAUUAAGAAGAUUCAAAAUGAGCUUGCAAAUAUUAUCACAGAGGAAAUUCAAAUUCCCCCAAAAUACUACAAUUCCAUUAUUGGAGCUGGAGGAAAAUUGAUCAACUCAAUUAUGGAAGAAUGUGGCGGAGUUUCCAUUAAAUUCCCAACACCUGAAUCUAAGAGCGAUAAAGUUACAAUUCGUGGUCCAAAGGAUGAUGUUGAAAAGGCUAAACAUACAUUGCUUGAAAUGAGUAGCGAGAAGCAAUUGUCAAGUUUCACUGCCGAAGUUCGUGCCAAUCCAAAACAUCAUCGCUUCCUAAUUGGCAAAAAAGGGGCUUCCAUUAAGAAAAUUAGAGAACAAACAGGCGCAAGAAUUAUCUUCCCAACAAAUGAUGACAAGGAUAAGGAAGUUAUUACAAUUAUUGGCAAGAAAGAAAAUGUUGAAACUGCAAAAUUACAAUUGGAAGCAAUCAUUCGCGAAGUUAAUAAUAACGCAGAAAGUGAAAUGGAUGUUGAGCCUAAAUAUCAUCGUCAUUUUGUUGCUCGUCGUGGAGAAGUUAUUAAUAAGAUUAGUGAGGAAUGUGGUGGUGUUACAAUUAGUUUCCCACGUUCGACAGAAACGGACGCAACACGUGUAACAUUAAAGGGUCCAAAAGAAGGCAUCGAAGCAGCAAAACAACGAAUCAUUGAAAUUGUUGGUGAUUUAGAAUCAAUGGUUACAAUUGAAUGUGUUAUUCCACAAGUUCAUCAUCGAAGUGUUAUGGGUAAAAGUGGUGCAAAAGUUCAAGGCAUUACAAGAGAUUUUGAUGUUCAAAUCAAAUUCCCUGAUCGCAAACCAAUGGAAAGCAAUGGAGAUAUUAAUGGUGAUGCUCAUCCUGCUGAUUUAAUCCGUAUUAGUGGAAAGCGUGAAAAAUGUGAGGAAGCAAAACAGGCACUUUUAGAACUUGUUCCAAUUACUGAAGAGAUUGAUGUUCCAUUCGAUUUACAUCGUUCUAUUAUUGGUCAACAAGGCAGAGGUGUACGUGAAUUAAUGAAUACUUAUGACGUACAUAUUGAAUUAUCACCACAAGACAAGAAAUUAGAUGUUAUUAAAGUAACUGGUGCCGUUAAAAAUGUCCGUGAUGCAAAGGAAGCAAUAUCCGAUCGCGUUAAGAAACUCGAAGAGGAUCGUGCAGAUCGCGAAUUACGCAGCUUCGAAUUAAAACUCGAAAUUGAGCCAGAUUUACAUCCUAAAAUUAUCGGUCGUCGUGGUGCAGUCAUCAAUAAGAUUCGUUCAGAUCAUGAUGUACAAAUCUCGUUCCCACGCAAGGAAGAUCCAGAGAGCAAUAUCAUCAAAAUUCAGGGAUACGAAACAAAUGCUAAAUCAGCUCGCGAUGAAAUAUUAAAGAUUGUCGGUGAUUACAAUGAAAUGGUAAAAGAAAAUGUACCGUUAGAUGCUCGCAUACACUCACGUAUCAUCGGACAACGCGGUCGUCAUGUGCGUCAAAUUAUGGAGAAUUAUAAGGUCGACAUUAAAUUCCCACGAGAAGGCGAUGCCAACAUGAAUCAAGUCACCGUAAUCGGUAAGGAAGAAGAUGUCGAAAGCUGCCGCGAUCACUUGCUUAAUUUGGAAGAAGAGUACUUGCAAGAUGUUUUAGAAGCACCAAAAUCUGGCCCUGUAACUUACGAGAAUCUUUUCGAAAAUGCCAUGAAAAAACAACAACAGCCAAACAAUAAAGGAUUCGUUGUUCAAGGAGCACCAUGGGAAAAAGCACCAAACACAGCUUCUCAAAUUGAUUUCCCUGAUUUCGGCCUUGGAGGUAAACCAGAAACAUCUACCCUUCCAGCCUGGAAUCCAAAUCGCUCUUAUAAGAAAGGAAAAUCAUCAAAAAAUUGACAAAAAAAAAUGCAAAAACAAAUUCAUGGACAAUGGAAUCGGAUAAUGAGAUAUUAAAGUUAUAUAUGUAGACUACAUUUGAAAAAACUAAAACACACACACACACAUACACAACAUGAGAGAAAAUUGACCCCAAGCUCAUUAAAAUUGUAAAACACAAAUUAAUAUGGACAUUCUUAAGAGGAUAUAAGGAUACUAUAUUG